Rubroshorea leprosula is the source of this 1535-nucleotide messenger RNA. NCBI's taxonomy places the organism in Eukaryota, Viridiplantae, Streptophyta, Magnoliopsida, Malvales, Dipterocarpaceae. The record is from the annotation of a GenBank genome assembly.
ACUUUUUCUCUUGGCCACUCCUUGGGAUGACCCCAACAUUGCUUACCAGCUUCCACGAUAUGCAUAACCAAAUUACAGUAUUCCUAGAAAGAGUAGGAGGCACAUUUUUAUAUAGAGGAAUUUGGUUUACAAACAUGGAUUUUCUUGUCACUAGUGACCCAGAAAAUGUGCGUUAUGUAAUGAACACGAACAGUUCAACGUACAUCAAAGGGUCUGAGUGGAGGAAGGGAUUUGAUAUCUUCGGUGAUUCUCUAUAUAAUUCAGAUUUCGAGGCAUGGAAACACAAUCGGAAGAUAUUUCAUGCGUUCUUGAAUCACCAUGAAUUCCAUCAAUCUAUUGCGAAGAUCAUCCCGAAUCAAAUAGAGAAAGGACUAAUUCCGUUCUUAAAGCAUGUUGCAGAGGCAGAGCAGGUGGUGGACUUGCAAGAUUUGUUCGUAAGGCAUUCAUUUGAUCUUGCUAGCAUAGUUGUUUGUGGCUAUAACCCCAAGUCUCUCUCCAUCGGGUUACCAAGUGUUCCUUUCCCCAAGGCCAUGGAUGAUGCUUGGAAGGCAACGUUUUUUCGAUUUGUCUUGCCAGAGAGCAUGUGGAAGCUGCAAAGAUGGCUGCAAAUUGGGACAGAGAAGAAACUAAGAGAUGCAUGGAAAGCCCUUGACGAUAUUUUGGCAGACUAUAUAUCGAUGCAGCGUCAACAACUCAAAAGUGGAGAACAUCAUGAUGUAGAUGAGGGUUUCAAUUUUCUAAAGUGUUAUUUGACCGGACACCAGGUGACCGGACCAACACCAACAGAUAAACUUAUGAGGGAUAAUGCAAUACAUAUGAUGCUUGCCAUUGAAGAUACUAGCAGCACAGUUCUCACUUGGUUCUUUUGGAACCUUUCAAAAAAUCCACACAUUCUGAAUAAAAUUAGAGAGGAGCUAACAAGAAACUUGUUAUUGAAAGAAAAAGGAGAAUUACGUCUGCCACUGAACUUGAAAGAGAUGAGUAAGUUGGUAUAUCUUCAUGCAGCUUUAUGUGAAACUCUGAGGCUCUUUCCACCGGUUCCUUUUGAGUUCAGAACAUCAACAAAAAGAGACACUCUUCCAAGCGGGCAUCGUGUUAAUGAGAAGUUGAAAGUUAUGAUCUUCUCCUAUGCAAUGGGAAGGAUGAGGUCAACAUGGGGAGACGAUUGUCAUGAAUUCAAGCCUGAGAGAUGGAUCACGGCAGAAGGAAGGAUCAAACGGGAGCCUCCAAGCAAGUUUUUUGCUUUCAUUUCAGGACCAAGAAUUUGUCUUGGAAAGGACUUUGCUUUUACUCUAACAAAGGCUACAGCUGCAUCUAUAAUUUUGAACUACAAUGUGGAGGUAGUUCCAGGGCAGAAUGUUACCCCUAAACAGAGUUUGAUACUCCAAAUGAAGUAUGGCUUAAUGGUAAGGAUUAAGAGAUGGAACUGAGCUCUUUCUUUGUUCCGUUCUUCUUUUAAUUCUUAUUAGAUAGAAAGUUUUUAGUCAUGCUUAAUGUCAAAUUAAUUAAGAUGAAAUUAAAAAUUGUGCGCAUGA